AUGCCGACCUCCCGGAUGAUCAGUGUACUUGGACUUUUGACCGUCGGCUGCUGUUCGAUUGUGGCACUGACUACUAUCGCCGACGUGGAUCGGAUGAAACACGAUUUGUCCAAGUUUUUGAGCAUUUCUCGGUGAGCUUGUAAAGUUUUUCGAAAUCAUGCUAGUGCCUUGCCAUUUUUUUUUGCCAUUUCAGUUGUCUUUUGAGAUAUCGAAAAGUUGUCAACUGAUAAAAUGUUCAAUAUAACAUUGUGUGUACAUUUUAUCAUUUGAGUGAACCGUCUUUUUAAGGAUACUUUAUAGACAUCUUCUAGGCGCCACUUAAUUUCCGGUACUUGCAGUUUCAACGAAACCGAAAAGUCGGUGGCCCGAGCGGCAAUCAAAAGAGCACUCGAAGCGGUGGGACUCAACUCGAUGACGCACACUUUCAUCCACGAAGAAUCGGUGAGUUUUCGUCUUAAAACUAUCCAAUUAUAUUAUGCAUGAAUAAAUUCCAGAACGAGAUUGGCGCCAACGUGAUCGCAGUGCAGAAGGGACCGAAUUUCGGCACUGGAAACGAUAAAAUGGUUGUGUUGUCUGCCAACUAUGACACUUUGGAAGGGAAUCAAGGCGUCGACGAUAACGGAUCGGGCGUGGCGGCUGUUCUGGAGGCCGCCCGAGUUCUCUCCACUUUGGACACCCUUUACACGAGGCAGCACACUAUUGUCUACGCGUUUUUUGACAUGAAGCAUAAGGUAGUCCACAUUUCUUCAUCAAACCCUAUUCAAUGUAUCAUUUUCAGGCUCUAGCCGGCUCCCACGCGUUUGUGGAAGACGUGCUCCUUCCGUUGAUGGAGAGAACAAACACGAAAGUGAUCGGAUCCGUGAUCGCCGACGGUCUUUUGCAUUUCGACCCGUUCCCAUCGUCGCAAGCAAUGCCAACCGAGUUCGAAUCGGUAAAAACGGACUUGAUUUGUGUCAAUGUUCAGCGUUUUUUUUCAGUUUUUCCCGGAGGCCGCGCAGAAGCUUCAUGAGCACUCACACAUGGGAGAUUUCAUUCAGAUCUCGUCGAGAAGUGGCGUUGAUGACGAGUUGGUGACCAAGUGAGUUACAGAAGGGCUCUACACUGAGACACAUAUAUAUGAGAGAAUCUCAUAAUGUAGUCGGGUCAACUGAUGCCUCAAAAGUCACGGCGACCGAAAACGUAGAAAGGGGCGUCGGCGUGCACGGUUUAUCACCAUUUUUGCGCGAAAUUCGAAAUUUAACCCCAUUUUUCAUUUUUUUUUUGUCAAAAAUUACCCAAAUUAACGAUGUAAUUGUUAACUUAAUCAUCGCGUGUUAACUUAAUCAUCGCGCGCACUUUUUGAGCUUAAAACGAGCAGGUUUCAUUCAGAAAUGAAUCAAUUGAUGCGAUUUUCAAGUUUUGUGCUGUAAAUACGCGAAUUUCAGUCAUUCGCCGAUCCUUUUUGCCGUUUUAGCGCUUAAAAUACUUGUAUUAACGUGCUUAGUCACUUCCGACACUCAUUUCGUCUCAAAACUAUCCACAUCGGCCGGUAUGAAAAUUCCGAAAUUGCGAGAUAUGCGAAAAACGUCUCAAACGCGGCGUUUUCACAAAAAUUUCGAUGUUUUCUCUGUUUAAUGUCUCUUCUUUCGUCGAUAUCAAACAAAAAUAUCGGAAAAGUGCUGGAAUUGCGGCAAUUUUCAGAAAACGCGUCAAAGAUUAGGCCACGCCUCUUUCUACACUUUUCGUCACCGUGAAAGUGUCCAAUAGACUUAUUAUGGGGUUAUUCAGGCUGUGAAAAAAUGAUUGUUUUCCGUUUUUUUGCGUUUUUUUACGUCAAAAAAUUCAAUUCAGCGAUGUAAAAAAACGAAAAAAAAAACGGCAAACAAACAUACGCUGAAUAGCCCCAUUAGAACUCACCGAGUGCUUGGAUUUGCGCUUAAAAGCGCUCAACUUUUCAUAAUUUUUGUGUUCUUCAGAUUCUCGCGAGCGUACGAUCGUUCGUGCGAGAUGCUCUCCGCCGAUUGGCCAUUCCAUCCGUGGGCGCUCAACCUCCAAAUGGACAUCCUCAACAUCACAUCUCUUGACCGGUUAUACAAGUUCGCCCAUUUUACACCUCACUAACAUUCUUAAUUCGAUUCGCCAGCCUGAAGUUAACUUCUUUUUAGUUCGACAAUACAGAUUAGAAUAGUUUAGACGCGUUGCGACCCGCUUAAUCUUUAACCAAUCGUGCGUAGUUUUUAAAAUACAAUAAAAGUUCCCGUAAUCUAUUAACUAAUAAUGGUUUCAGACUUCAUCCGUUCCUCUACUCGGACCACUCUUCAUUCUUUUUCCACUCAAAACAGUCCGAUGUUCAAAUUCCGACCAUUUACCUGACCGACACUUGUGAGUUUUAGAGUAACAUGGUAAAAACUUCAACAACCAAGAAAAACUUCAGUGAACCUUCGCGGAGUCCGUCAAUAUUGUGUUCAAUGCGACGGACUGUACAUGAUGACCGAGCAAAACAUGAAGUUUCUGUCUUUGAUGGCUGAUUCGCUCAUUAGAUUUUUGAUUGAAAUGAGUGGUUCUUCAGGUAACUUCACUCUUUACACGAUCUCCAGAGCUGACAAUAUGGGCGUGGCGGCCUCGGCCAAAUGGCGUUUUCACGAAUUGAGCAGGUUUUCUCUGAUUUUUGUGGUCAAAGACGAUGAAAAAUGAUUGUUCGACAUGAAAAAACACUAAUUCUGAGAAUUAAUGACGUUUUGGCGCAUUUUUCGCGGACUUUGCUUUUUCGCCUUCGUCGCCGAUCGCCGCCUAAAAACCGCACUUCUCAUUUUGCGCUUUCUUGACCGUUUUCAGACAGAAUUGGUUUUUAGAAUGAUAAAUCACGUAAAUACAAGCAUUUUUUCGAAAAUUAAAAAAAAGGCAACUGAAAUUCACGCAGUUUUAGCGAAAAACCUUCAAACGGAUAAAUGUGAUUUGCGACUUGACCAAAUUUGCGCUUUAAAAAUUCGUAAUAGCCUAUACAAUCGGUCUAUCGAAAGACAAAUGAGAAAUAAUCGGUUUUUCGUGGCUAAUCUGGAAAAAAACACAAAUUUUGCUGUUAAAAUUUGAAUUUCGCGCCAAUGUAUCGCUCUAUUGGGCGGGGCGCACUUGCGCUCAUUGUCAGCUCUGGAGGAUGUGAUAUUAUUUUUUUAUUUUAUUAAAUGCUUAAAUUUUUCAGCCAUGUCAGUCGUCGACGAUUUGUACGCUUUCAUGUUCAAUAUUGAUGUUGAAUAA
Molecule: messenger RNA, 3234 nt
Organism: Caenorhabditis sp. 36 PRJEB53466
Lineage: Eukaryota; Metazoa; Nematoda; Chromadorea; Rhabditida; Rhabditidae
Source: the annotation of a GenBank genome assembly